AGGAGGCGCUUCUGAUGCAGUAGGUAGAUAUCUGUCGGUGUUUGUGCAAGUUCCUGCCUACUGCUUCCUCCCCAUCAGGGAGAAAAUACUACUACUACACAAGAAAAGCUACAACGCUCGCAAUAUCAGCAGGAUCAAGAUUCGGAAAGGCCAUCAGGCCAGGCCUGCAAGCAGAACAAGCCUUUAAUCAUGGUUGAAAAGAGCUUCACGAAGCCUCUCGGGUUAACUUUAAUUGUUGCAGCUAACAUGUUUUUCUAUGGCCCCACCCAUGCAGACGUCCGUGGGGUUGUCGGCCAAAACAUCUCACUACAGUUUACAUUUAACUCUUCCAUCAGCAAUUACAGUCGCAUUGGUGUCUAUAAAUGUACAGACAAGGAACAAAAAAUCUCUGAAUAUCCAAAUUACAAAAAUGCAUUUGAGAUUUACCCUGAAAAUUCUUCUAUACGUUUUCACAUUACAAAUCUGAGCCUAAACCAUGCUGAAAUUUACUGGGCCACUUUGUUUAAGACUUCCAUAAAUGAAUUAAGUGAAAAAGUGCAGCUGACUGUUCGAGUGGAGAACCGAAGCACCCCAGUUCCUCCAGUGCUGAGCACCAUCACCAAAACAACAACCAGUGGAAGUUCCAGUUUCUUUUCCUCUCGUGUUGUCACAGCUUUUGUGGUUUUUCCAUUUCUUCUGUUAGCUGCAUUACUUUCCUUCUUGGUCAUCUGUCUUGUCAAAGCAAAAGACCAAACACAAGAAAGACCGCAAAGAACCUCAAAUCCUACAAUAGAGGAAACGGUAGAGGUGUCAGUCAACACUGCUAGACCGUCACUGGUCUACAGCGUCCUGGAGUUCUCUAAGAGACCUCCAUCAGCUCUGGGGUUUAGUCAGAAUGAUACAGAAUACGCCACUGUCAGCUACCUUCCAGAAAAGAAGCCAAGGCCCCACACAAAUAAGUGAAUGAAUAUAAAUCUGCAGAUUCUCUCUUAGUUUCAGUAAAAAACUUUUUUACCCCAGAACCUAAUAAUAUAUUUCUUGUAUGUAUAUGAAUUGUAAAUUGUGCGUUGGAGGCCCUUUUCCUGGCCUACGUGUUUUGCAUUCCAGACAGAGGAAGUAGUUUGUUUAACAAGUGUAUGAAAGAUGUGUGUGGUGAUCAACAGACAUUACUGGCAGGAGUUACUGUGACAAACCACAAACAUUGACACCCACUGACCUUUUCCUCUAAUCAAAUAAUUUUGUUUCUGCAGCAAUAUUAUAUCUUGAUUUUAUUGUUAUGAGAGAUUAGCUCGACUAAAAUUAAGUUUAAAAUCUUGCUAAUGGGGCUGCACGGGGACACAGUUGGUAGCACUGUUGCCUUGCAGCAAGAAGGUCCUCGGUUCAACUCCCGCCAUUGAUCUUUCUGCAUGGAGUUUGCAUGUUCUCCCUGGGUUCAUCCUCCCACAGUCCAACAACAUGACUAAAGUAGUGUAAAUGGGUAUGUGCAUGGUUGUUUGUCUUGUAUGUUGCCCUGCGAUGGACUGGCAACCUAUCCAGGGUGUACCCCACCUCUCGCCUGUUGACUGCUGGAGAUAGGGACCAGCUCCCUCACCUCACCUGUAAAAUUUCACACAGUUGGAGCAUACAGAUUGGGACCUAUGACCCUCAAUCGUUGCACAAUCUCUCUAAACAAUCUUGAUUCCUGAUUUGUCUCUUAUGCUCUUUUGAUCUCACACCACAGGCUGUCUAUGGGAUUUAGGUUUGGGAACAGAGAAUGGCAUGGAAAAAGGUUGAUUUUGUGUCCAUUGAACCAUUUCUAUGUUGAUUCAGCUGUAUGCUUUGGAUCAUUUUUCUCUUAAAACACCUGCUUCAGUCCACCAGAAAAUUAGUACUAUCUUAUAGUAUCUGUUAUGUCUCCUUGUAUGUCUAAUAAUUUAUAACGUCUUGCUAUCUUAAAAGGUUUCCUGGGCUGUUGGAAGAGAAACAGGCCCACAGGAUCACAGAUCUUAACAGUGGGUAGGGGCUUCUCUUCCUUAUAUUCAUCUGCUGUUUCAUGGCAGACCCACCUGGAGUGUUAAUUGCUAUAAAAGCUCAAUCUUGGUAUCAUCUGACCAAAGCUCACAGUUCCCCUUAAAAUCCCUGUUGAAAUUAAUAAUCUCCACUUGCAGCUUUCUGACAUCACUCUGACACGCUAUCUACAUUGGCAUGUUGAUAGCAUCUCUUGUUUGUCAUGGAGACUUGAUGACUCCAAGUGAUGCUCCAAAAAAGUCUAAAUGACUCACAAAAAGUAUACAUUAAAAAGGGUCCAGUUGCAUUUAAUAAUGGGGUUAUUAGAGGUAUAAUAUCUGUAUUCUUAGCAUGCAAUUUUGUUUGCCUGGGGUUUGAUUUUCACCAUGAUACAUUUUCAGCAUGAUGAAACACAGUUGAAAAUUAGAGAUUAAUUCAUUUCCUAGUUGUUUUCACGUGUUUACCAGGUGUCCCAAUAAGUGUGGCUGUCACUUUACUCCAGAAAAUAUCAGAACUGCCAAUGCAAAACAAGAUUUAUCAAUGACUGGCAACACAUUAUCUGUGGUUGGUAACAGAUACAAGGCGUUUUUGAAUAAAAGCAAAGACAAAAAUUCAAUUCAAUUCAAAUUCAAAAAUACUUUAUUAAUCCCAAAGGGAAAUGAAAUGUUGUUGCAGCUCAUAUUAUGAAGGUUUCUUCAAAGAGCCGUUGUAGAUGCUGAUGGCUGUGGGCAGGAAGGAUCUCCUAUAGUGCUCCAUCUUACAGCAGAGCGCUACAGGAGAUUCUUCCUGCCCACAGCCAUGGUGUACCAAAGGUGUCGCCAGUCCAUGGAUAUGAUCCUGAAUCCAAGCAAUCUUGGAAAGGCAGCAUACCAAGGCAGCAAUGUAGAUAUCUGGUGCCUCCGAAAAUAAUAAAACGUUUAAUGUACAUCCACAUUUAUAAAUACUUUUUAAUUUGAGACAUUGUGGCAUUGGAGCAUUAAGAGAAUUAUCUAGCAGUCAGUUAUGACCAAACCCCCUUUUUCAUCACUAUUUCCUACAGUGCUAUCUUCACAGUUUCAUUUCCUUUUUCUGAUAAUCAAACUAAGGCUCAAGGGUGAAAUGAAACAGUUUUAAGAACACAAAUUGUGUGUAUAUAAUCACAGAUCAGCCUGUCAGCUUAAUGUUUACAGUUCAAAGAUGUGAUUUCCAGUGUUUCCUUGUAUCCACAGCAAUUUUUAUGUAUGCAACCAUUAUCUGACACUAUCUCACUGUAGUUUUACCCAAACAUGGUCUUGAAAGUUCUCUGUUUGCUGGUGCUGAUUUGUUCUUGUUUUUUUCAAUGGCUUUAUCAUACUGUGACUGCUGUUUAACCUCUCAUUGAGGACAUGUAAUGCAGCUACAGCCAUGCUUUAUUGAAAACAAGUAAGCUGACCUUGAAUCCAGGAUGUUGGUUAUUUUUCAUUUGUCUGGUCUCAACAACUAGUAUAAUGUGGGAGAUUUUGUUUUUCUUUUAUGGCUACAAUGAACCUAAAUUAGACAAGGAGAAUGUAACCCUGUAUUUUGUUAGGAAAAUAUAAAUGCUCAGUUUUUUAAACUGCCUUUAAUAAAGCUGCUGUUUCCACUUAUCUGUA
Girardinichthys multiradiatus is the source of this 3575-nucleotide messenger RNA. RefSeq lists its product as uncharacterized. The coding region runs from base 190 to 942 and encodes 250 amino acids. NCBI's taxonomy places the organism in Eukaryota, Metazoa, Chordata, Actinopteri, Cyprinodontiformes, Goodeidae. The record is from RefSeq and is a predicted model, not a curated record. The transcript has 5 exons.